ACUAAACAUGUGAUCGUCACACCUCAACCAAAACUCCUGGUGAUUUUGGAUUCAGCAUGGCGACUCUUUCCCUUUGCCUACUUUUAAUCCUCGUUGAGGCUUGUCAAGCAGAUGAUACAAGACCUGAACAAAUACAUCUGGCCUACACUGGAACCUCAAGCGAGAGAAUCGUCAACUAUGUGACACAAUCCACAGACGAAGGUCUUGGGACAAUGGUGGCUUACGGAACAGAUCCAGACAGGCUAUCGUUAAAAGCAAUCGGCGAUUCGUUCGUCUAUGAUAUUCCCUUGUGGCACAAAGACCCGGAGAUCAGCGCAAUCUACAAUGUUUCUAAAGCAGAUCCGAGGCAAUUUAGUAUUCAUAAUGUAAAGUUGACAGGUCUUCAACCGAAUACCAAGUAUUACUACAAAGUGGGAGAUGUCAAUCAAACUAUGAGUGACACAUUCAGCUUUUCCACGAAAGAAAACAACAUCAUCUAUGCAGUGUAUGGCGACAUGGGGUAUUCUAAUGCAGUCAGCCUACCCCAGCUUGUCCAAGAGGCACGGGAUGGACACUUUCAGGCAGUUAUUCAUGUUGGAGAUCUGGCAUAUGAUUUUUAUCAAAAAGAUGCUGAUACAGGAGAUAAUUUUAUGAAUGCGAUCCAGCCUGUGGCAACACUUGUUCCAUACAUGGCUUUGCCUGGAAAUCACGAGCAUCGCUUCAACUUUAGCCACUACAAGAAUCGCUUUUCAAACAUGAAGCUUGGUCCUGGUGCUACUAGUGGUAGUGAUACAAGCCUAUGGUACAGUUUUAAUGUUGGUCUUAUCCAUUUUGUGGCUUUUGAUACUGAGGUUUUCAACUACUUCUCAGAUGUUGGCCAAAUCCAGAGGCAGCUCAAUUGGCUGGAGGCUGAUCUUGCAAAGGCCAAUACCAACAGAGAUAAGAGGCCUUGGAUCGUCUCUCUUGCUCACAAGAUUGAUUUUAUGGACGAAACAAACUUCACUCACAUCAGCCCGCUGUUGCACAAAUAUGGAGUGGACAUACACUUCUGUGGGCACUCUCACAACUACCAGAGGCACUAUCCUUAUUACCAAGAUGAAGUGGACAGGCCAGAUAAGAAGAAUGUCUAUGUUAAUCCAAAAUUCAUGACAGUGAUUGUUGCUGGCUCUGCAGGAUCAAAAGAAAAAAUCUCCCAUGGACUUGGGCCCAAACGUCAUCUUGCCAAAUACAUUUUUGACUAUGGGUUUGGCCACCUGCAAGUGAUGAAUCACACCCAUUUGCGCUGGACCUGGGAAAACACGGGUGUCGAGCUUGCCUCCAUUGAACAGGACGAGUUAUGGAUUGUUCAAGACAACCAUGGGAUGCGCUCACAUGCCUAGAUUACCCCCACCCUUAGAAAACCUGUGCAUAAUUAUCAGCUACAUACCCACCUACCCACCCACCUACCCACUGAAUUACUAAAAUACCCCAAACCAAUAAAUUGCACACCGCUGCCAAAUUUGCUACUAUCCACACACCCAUGGAAUGUGCGCCCAUCCUCAGUGCUGCCAAGGACCAAGGACGUCAGUUUGCGGAAAAAUAGGAGGCAAACGAAUCCUGCUUGCUCGUUUGCGGUUUGCUUGAUCACGAUGCUCUCGGUUGCCGGGGAUACCAUUCUAAAGUUUAGAACCUAUAAACUGCAAGUUUAAAGUACCAGCGUGAAAGACAUUAGAGUAGAGUAUUUCUUCCUUGCAACUGUUGUAGUGUUUUUUUUUAUUAUUAUUACUAGUUCUAAAAUGACAAGCAUUCAUGAAUUUCAUAAUGAGACGAGGGUGCUCUCGAUAAAAGAAUUAUUUCAAUUUUUGACCACAAAAACCACGCAACACACCCGUUUCUGAUCGUUAAUACAGGGGGAGGGGCACAAUCCCCCCUGGGCAUGAUGGGAAUAGAGCGUACAGCAUUUAUACCUUACGUAUUGAUAAUCAUUUUUAUAUAGAUAAAACUAAAUAAGGCUUUUUAAUAAAAAAAACCGAAAGCUAA
Molecule: messenger RNA, 1998 nt
Organism: Nematostella vectensis (starlet sea anemone)
Lineage: Eukaryota; Metazoa; Cnidaria; Anthozoa; Actiniaria; Edwardsiidae
Product: acid phosphatase type 7
Exons: 12
Coding region: 57-1358 (433 amino acids)
Molecular function (GO): metal ion binding; acid phosphatase activity
Source: RefSeq, a predicted model, not a curated record